AUGGUGCAGAAGCGGAUGAUGUUCAUCGCCACCAUUUGCGUGUACAUCGCGGCGGUUAACAUACACAUCGUGCCGUUCAUCUCGACCGACGUCGCACACUGGUGUAAAAAGCCGCCGCAUUCCAACAUAUCCAAGGCCGACUGGAGGAAUGCCGCUAUUCCUUUGGACGCGUCUGGGAAGCCUAGCCAAUGCAGCAUGUACGAAAAUCCCGAGCAGCCCGACAACUCGACGACUGUGCUUUGCCCGGACUGGGAGUAUGAAGAGCGCUGGCCCAGGGAGAGCGCGGUGUCCACGUGGAACAUGGUCUGCUCGAGGCAAUCGCUCAUCACCGUCAUGAUCGUGGUCCAGAACUUCGGAGCCGCUUUGUGUGUGUCUGUAGCCGGAUACCUUGCGGACCGCAUCGGUCGGAAGUCUGUAGUGGCACCGUCACUGGUGGUCAUGCUGCUGUCGAUGGUAAUUCUGUGCGUUUCCACUGCUUACCCCGUAUUUGUAGCGACGUUAUUCAUCUCAGCGGGCUCCAAUGCCAUCGCUAUGACCGCCACCUGCCUGAUCCUCUUCGAGGUGUCCAUUCACGCACACAGGCCUCGGAUGAACAUCUUUGCCACAACGUUCGGCAUCCUCUCUUCUGAUCUGUCGAUGGCAGUUCUGAAGCGUGCCGGGCUAGACUGGCAGCUCAGGUUAGCGCUCUUACUCCUGCCAGCGCUGUUGGUGCUUCCAGCGUUCUGCUUCAUCGACGAGUCACCGCGCUGGCUUGUGGCAAAGUCCAAACUCCCCGAAGCGAAAACCACCAUGCUGGCAGCGGCCGAGGUCAACCACUUUCCUCUCUCGAACACGGUGAGCCUCCUGGAGAGACUGAAGACGGACAUCGACACCCCCUUUGGGGAACUUCCGUCGGCCCAGGCAGACAUGCUGGGCAAAGCGGCCAUCCGAAAGCACGCGGUGAUUAUAUUUGCCUGCAAUUUCACAACAGUCUUCGGUUACUACAUCACACUUAUUUCACCAAUCUGGAAACACGAUCCAGCGCUUCACUGGCUCGCGUUCGGGGCGGCUGUCUUGGCGUACGCCGCUACAGAUGUUCUCAUCAGAAGGGUAACUAUGCUAUCAACAAUCACCGGACUGCUCGGGCUUCUGUUUGGACUCCAUUGCCUACUAAGUAUCACAAUCGUACGCUCGCCGGUGAUCGUCAGCGAGGUACUGUUGGUGGGGACAAAGGCUUUAUAUGUAGUCACCUCCAUCAUUGUUCCUUGCUACUCCCUGGAACUCUUCCCGACCGCAGUGCGUGGCUUGACCGCGUGCUGCGGCUACGGCUGCUGUAUAAUCGGUGGCGCCAGCGCGGCCGCGGUGGCCCUUCUUCUGAACCACCAGAGACGUUACGAGGUCACGUUGGCUCUGCCGGCGUUGUUGCUCUUCGGCUCGUUGCUGGCCCUGUGUAGCAUUCCGCGUACCACGACGGUUGAGUGCGCCAAGGCGACCAUAGACUCUAACCCCGAAAUGACCAAUCAAGACGUGGGGCACAUGAAGAAAACAUUGGAUACGAAGAUGACGACUAUCUCCACUUCACGGAAGAGCAAGUCAAGCUUUAGGAAAAAGACGAGUGGUGGUCGAGGUAACUUGCCGUAG
Dermacentor silvarum is the source of this 1620-nucleotide messenger RNA. Its product is annotated as solute carrier family 22 member 13. The record is from RefSeq and is a predicted model, not a curated record. The transcript has a single exon. Bases 1 to 1620 code for a protein of 539 amino acids. Gene Ontology annotation, cellular component: membrane. NCBI's taxonomy places the organism in Eukaryota, Metazoa, Arthropoda, Arachnida, Ixodida, Ixodidae. Gene Ontology annotation, molecular function: transmembrane transporter activity. Gene Ontology annotation, biological process: transmembrane transport.